GACGACGACAUCAAGUCCAAAAAGGUCACCCUCGCCGACUUGAGCGCAAAGGGCACCGCGCUCUACGCGCAGAAAAAGUACGAGGCCGCCGCCGACAUCUUCUCCCGAGCGAGCAUCCUCCAGGCCGAAAUCAACGGCGAGACCGCCCCAGAGAACGCCGAGAUCCUCUUCCACUACGGCCGCAGCUUGUUCAAGGUCGGCCAGAGCAAGAGCGACGUCCUCGGCGGCUCGGCGCCCAUCGAAAAGAAGCCCAAGGCGAACGGUAGCUCCUCGAAGAAGACGGUCAAGGAGGAAAAAGUAACACAGGAGGGCGAGGCUCCGGGCGCGGCUGAGUCUGAAGAAGGCAAGGAGAAGAAGGGCGAUGACAAGGCCGACAUUCCCGAGGGGAAGAAGGUCUUUUUCCAGUUCACGGGCGAUGAGAACUUUGACGAGUCUGACGAAGACGAGGCCCAGGAAGGAGACGAAGAAGAGGAAGAAGACGACGAUCUUGCCACUGCCUUUGAAAUCCUCGACCUCGCUCGCGUCUGCUACCUCAAGCAGCUGGAGAAGCUGCGAGAGGAGGAAGCGCAGAGCGACGGCGACGGCGACAAGGGCAAGGGCAAGGAAGUCGCCAAGGAAGACUCUCCAGCCGUCAGACACAUCAAAGAGCGCCUCGCCGAGACCCACGACUGUCUUGCUGAAAUCUCUCUAGAGAAUGAGCGGUAUCCCAAUGCCAUCGAGGAUGGCCGCACAUCUCUCAACUACAAGCUUGAGCUGUACCCCGAAGAAUCCGAAGUCAUUGCCGAGGCGCACUACAAGCUCUCCCUUGCUCUCGAGUUUGCCUCCGUGACCGUUGCCGACGAUGAAGGCAAGAACACCAAGCGCGAAGAGGUUGACCAGGGCCUGCGUGACGAGGCUAUCAAGGAGAUGGAGCUUGCCAUCAAGAGCUUCAAGGCGAAGAUGCAGGCCAUAGAGGUUGAAAUCGCCAGCUCAGCGUCGCCCGAGGAUAACGAGCUCUCGCGCAAGGCUGUCGAAGAGAUGAAGGAAGUCAUAGUAGACUUGGAGCAAAGGCUCGUCGACCUUCGCAAGGACCCCCUGAGCGCAAACGACCUCCUGGGUGAUGGCGCCAACCCCCUGGGCGGCAUCCUCGGCGCUGCAUUUGGCCAAUCCGCUGCCGACGUGCAGGCGCGCGUCGAGGAGGCUACCAAGAACGCCGUGGACCUGACGGGCCUUGUGCGCAAGAAGAAGGCCAAGGUGGACGAUGCCGAAGCCGCCAACGGCAAUGGUAAGCGCAAGGCCGACGACGAGACUACCGAGCUCGAAACGAAGAAGGCCAAGGUCGAG
Molecule: messenger RNA, 1323 nt
Organism: Trichoderma citrinoviride
Lineage: Eukaryota; Fungi; Ascomycota; Sordariomycetes; Hypocreales; Hypocreaceae
Exons: 4
Biological process (GO): CENP-A containing chromatin assembly; DNA replication-dependent chromatin assembly
Cellular component (GO): nucleoplasm
Molecular function (GO): histone binding
Source: RefSeq, a predicted model, not a curated record